AUGAGCAAAAGACAAUAUUAUCCUUACAUUAUCUUCUUCUCUAUCGUUGAUUCUUUUUCUCUCGCAUCUUUGAAAUCUGCCGUGGAUGAUGCCUCCUCUUCCUCCGUUUACUUGGGAGGACUCGCGAAUCUCGCCGUGCUUGUCGACCAGCUCAAACUCAAUCGACUCUUCUCGUACCACUACACCGACGACUGCAUCGGAUUGCAUCGUUGUUUGUCUACACUCAAGGGAGGAGAAGAAGUGAGGAAGCUGGAUUGCAGACACGUGUUCCACAACCAGUGCUUGGAAGGGUGGAUCCAGCAUCUCAAUUUCAAUUGUGCGCUCUGUAGAUCUUCGUUGAUUUCCUGUGGAGGAGGAAGAUGUGAUUCGAUCCCUCUUGAUCGUGCUUAG
Molecule: messenger RNA, 390 nt
Organism: Eruca vesicaria subsp. sativa (arugula)
Lineage: Eukaryota; Viridiplantae; Streptophyta; Magnoliopsida; Brassicales; Brassicaceae
Source: the annotation of a GenBank genome assembly